AUGGCGGACAAGAACCAAGAGCGGACCACCGCCGCGGCGGAUGAAAUCAAAGCGUCGGCCGAGCAGGAGCCCGUGCCUCAGGACAAUGCUGAGCCCCGCGCCGAGUCCCAGACGGGCGAGCCAGGCGAAGAGGAGGAUUUUGGCUUUUCUGUGGAUGAUCUGGCCGAGGAUUUGGCCGCAGGUAACGCCAAGCCGAUGCUGGCCGUCGACUUGGGUGCGGUAGCGCUCGAGUCCUCAACCGAUCCAGCUGCCGAGCCGGUGACACGUGUGUUCGAAGCUACUACCCCAUCAGAUUCGUCGGCUGAUGGCAGCGACGAACCUGUUCAAGCAGCAGGUGGAAUUGAGGAAGCACAGUCAGACGAUACACCCAUUUCUGCUGAUGCGCUGCCUCCCGCUCAGAUUGGACAUGAAGCGGCCGAUACCACCGCCGAGGCUUCCGGUGAACUGAGUAGCAAGCCCGCAGAUGCCGUCAGCAACACCAGCAACACCAGCAACACCAGCGACACUUCCAAAACUUCUUCAAAGGCAGCUUCCGAGGCGUGUUUGGGCGGAGAUGAUGCCUCGACGCCAGAGCCAGCAGCCGAGCCAUCGCCGGUUGCCGACGCGGCAGCUAACGAUGAGGAGCCUGUUGAGCGAGCAGUCGAAGACAUAGCCGAGAAGGACGGUGAGCCGACUGAAAAAACAGACGCCUCGCCCUCCGAGAGCAGCGCGCCCUGUGCAGCUGCAAGUUCUCCAGCUUCUGUAGAUGAAGAGGAGUUGCAGGAUGAGGUGACGGCGGAAGAGCCAAGGGCUGCGACACAGACAUUGAGCGCCAGUGCGAGUACCGGCGGAUCAGAGGAUGACAAGCCACGGCGUUUUCGGCUCUUUCGCCGCGCGCGCUCAUCCUCCAACGUUAAGGAUGAGGGCGGUCCGCGCAAGGGUUUGAUUGGCCGCCUCUUUCGCCAAAAGUCUUCGACUGCCUGUGAGCCUAGUAGCAGUAGCAGUGGUGCAGUGAGCGAGCUCAAGGUGGCUGGCCCUGUGCUUUCUUCUGCCGCAACUACCGAGGUAGUCAACGUCGGCUUUCGCGCUAAAGAUCUGACCAUGGGUGACGAAGAUCGGGCAGCCUUGAUGAGUGAGGUUCGCACUGGAGAUCGCACCCAGGAUCAGGUGGUGGACAUUGUCUUGGCUCAUCAGUCAGUGGUGGCCGCUGCCCUGGCCUAUCACACAGAGCAACAAGAAACACCCACGCUCUCGGAUUCGAUGCGACGCCGCAGCGCCAGCCAGAACAGUCAGGGUGAGGCCAGUGAGGCCGAGCCAGAGACAGUGCCCGAUGACGAUGCUGCCAACAAUGAGGACGGCGCUGCAGCCGCCGAUGCUGAGGAGACGAACGCACGUCGGCAGCGACUGCAGACGGUGGGCCCAACUGCUCGAGAGAUUCUGGCACGCCAGCGUUUGGACACCAGUGACCGGGCAUUGGUCUUGUCUAUUGCCAAGGAGAAGACCUUGCCCAAGCUGCGUCUGCAGCAAGUCGGCGAGACAGAUACAGACGGUGGACCGAGCGAUGCGAAUCCUGAUGCUGCGCCUGCUCCGGCACCCAAGCCAUCGGGCAAGGACAGGGUUCCGCCUCCCGUGGGCUAA
Molecule: messenger RNA, 1617 nt
Organism: Monosiga brevicollis MX1
Lineage: Eukaryota; Choanoflagellata; Craspedida; Salpingoecidae
Exons: 1
Coding region: 1-1617 (538 amino acids)
Source: RefSeq, a predicted model, not a curated record